Salvia miltiorrhiza (redroot sage) is the source of this 1464-nucleotide messenger RNA. RefSeq names its product 2-alkenal reductase (NADP(+)-dependent)-like. The transcript is spliced from 5 exons. Lineage: Eukaryota; Viridiplantae; Streptophyta; Magnoliopsida; Lamiales; Lamiaceae. Bases 163 to 1188 code for a protein of 341 amino acids. Gene Ontology annotation, molecular function: 2-alkenal reductase [NAD(P)H] activity. The record is from RefSeq and is a predicted model, not a curated record.
GUUAAUGUCAAUCCAUAAAUAAAAAUUAAUAAUAAAUAUAUAAAAAUUCCCAUCCACAAGCACACUGAAGUAUAGUUCUGGCAAUUUCUAACCAGCACACAACCAAAAGCAGCAAAUCUUCAAGAAAAAAAAACACACAACACACACACUGAAAGCAGAGGAAUGGGUGAGGAAGUGAAGAACAAGCAGGUGAUACUCAACGAUUAUGUGAAGGCUUCUGUGAAAGAAUCCGACAUGUCGCUUAGAACCUCCACGAUUCAGCUGAGAAUUCCGGCCGGCUGCGACGACGCCGUUUUGGUGAAGAAUCUCUACUUGUCGUGUGAUCCCUACAUGCUCCUUCGCAUGAAGAAACUCGAGGUUGAUUCUUUUCAACCAAAUUCUCCUAUUUCUGGAUUUGGAGUGUCGAAAGUAAUCGAUUCGUCUCAUCCGAACUACACGAAGGGCGAUCUCGUUUGGGGGAUUACUGGCUGGGAGGAGUACAGCCUCAUUCGAGAUCAAAGCGGAUUGUUUAAAAUUCAUGAUACAGAUUUGCCUCUCUCCUACUAUACUGGGAUUCUUGGUAUGCCUGGCAUGACGGCUUAUGCUGGUUUCUUCGAGGUUUGCUCUGCCAAAAAGGGGGAAACCGUUUAUGUUUCCGCUGCAUCCGGAGCAGUUGGUCAGCUCGUCGGUCAGUUUGCGAAGUCGACGGGGUGUUACGUCGUUGGGAGUGCCGGGAGCAAAGAAAAGGUCGAUCUCUUGAAGAACAAAUUCGGGUUUGACGAUGCAUUUAACUAUAAAGAAGAGCAAGACUACAAUGCAGCUUUGAAGAGGUACUUCCCCGAUGGCAUCGACAUCUACUUCGAGAACGUGGGAGGGAAGAUGCUCGAAGCAGUGCUGAACAACAUGAGACUACACGGUCGUGUUGCUGUUUGUGGGAUGAUCUCUCAGUAUGGCCUCGAGCAGCCCGAAGGCGUGCACAACUUGUUCAACCUCAUAGCAAAACGGAUCCGGAUGCAAGGAUUUGCUGUUCACGACUACUACCAUCUCUACCCGAAGUUCCUUGAGAUGGUUGUGCCGCAAAUCAAAGAAAGGAAGAUCACAUACGUCGAAGAUAUAGCCGAAGGCCUUGAAAGCGCGCCUAAUGCUCUCGUUGGCCUAUUCUCCGGCCGUAAUGUGGGGAAGCAGGUGGUGGUUGUUGCUCGUGAGUAGGUCUUGAUGGUAGGCAAGAAAGGUUAAGUAGAUGAAGUUGAUUUUGCCAAUCUUCCCUGUCUAAAAUCUCCACUAGUUUUUUUUUUUUUUGUAAACUUUUGGGAGGGAAAAUAACCUCCACUACUUGUAGUAAGACAAACAAUAGAAAAAUGCACCAUAGAGGACUAAGAAAUUUAACCGGAAAUGAUGGUUUAUGUAAACGCGCGGGCGAUUGCAAGAGAUCGAGUAUUUGAAAGAUCUAGAUGAAUUCGUGCCCGAGAGGUUCUUGAAUAGCAA